Molecule: messenger RNA, 2094 nt
Organism: Exophiala spinifera
Lineage: Eukaryota; Fungi; Ascomycota; Eurotiomycetes; Chaetothyriales; Herpotrichiellaceae
Exons: 7
Coding region: 1-2094 (697 amino acids)
Molecular function (GO): oxidoreductase activity, acting on CH-OH group of donors; flavin adenine dinucleotide binding
Source: RefSeq, a predicted model, not a curated record
AUGCGACCUCUCUUGUCCACAGUGCUUGCUCUGGGUGCGAGUGCUGUCCUUGCCGUCCCGGUCAUCGACGAAGCCUCAGAGCCCUAUGAGCUUCGCGCCCGCAACAUUGUCACCGAGAUUCAGGACGAAUAUGACUUUGUAGUCGUGGGUGGUGGCCUCGCUGGUCUUGUGCUGGGUGGACGACUCUCAGAGGAUUCGAAUCACACCGUGCUCGUCCUGGAAGCAGGCAGUAACGGAGAUGAAUACAGAGAGCGGAUAGAUACCCCAGCAGAUGCCUACUACAAGUCCUUAUGGCCAACACCCCUCAACUGGGCAUACAACACCACUCCUCAGGUUGGCAUGAACAACUCGCAGAUGACCUGGCCCCGCGGCAAGACGCUUGGAGGCAGCUCAGCCAUCAAUGGAUUGUACAUGAACCGGCCGAGCGAGAUCGAGCUGGACGCUUGGAAAGACAUGCUCGGUGACAUGGAUGGCGCCGACAACUGGUCCUGGGAUUCCCUCUUCGCCGCGAUGAAGAAGAGUGAGACCUUCUCUCCUCCCUCCCAGGACAUCGCUCAGGAAGCCGCCAUCACCUAUGAUACCUCAAGCCACGGCAGCCACGGACCAGUCUACAUGUCGUACCCUGGCUACACGUUCCCUAUUGUGGGCGAAUGGUCUAAUGCCGUGUCGAAUGCCGGCAUCCCUAUCUCCCACGAUACCUACGGCGGCAAGACCUGGGGAGCCUACGUUUCGACAUCUUGCAUCAACCCCACCAACUGGACGCGUUCUUACAGCCGUACUGGCUAUCUCGACCCUCUGCCACCACGUGCCAACUACGAUGUUCUCACCGAUGCUCAUGUAACGCGCAUUCUCUUCAAUUCUUCUUCAAAAGCCGGCAACCUCAGCGCGAACGCGGUCGAAUACUCCCCAGAUGGCGGGGCGAGCAAAUUGACGGUCAAAGUCAAGAAGGAGGUAAUCCUUGCUGGUGGGUCAGUUGGCAGCCCUGCCGUUCUGCUGUACAGCGGUGUCGGUCCCAAGGAUGUCCUUGACGCAGCUGGCGUCGACGUCGUUUCGGAACUGCCUGGCGUUGGUCACCACUUGCAAGAUCACUUGAGCUCCACGGUGCAAUGGAGCACAGAUCAAGCCACGGCCGGUUCUAUAUAUGCCGCCAAUGGAUCCGAGAGUACCGAUGCUGCAUUCCUCUCCUAUAUCAAUUCUGCAGUGGCAUACAUCAACGCCACCUAUAUCUUCGGUGCUGGUGCCGAGGAUUUCAAGAACACGAUUCUCAGCCAACUUGAUUCAUACGCCACUACUGCCGGCACUGACGAGACCGUCAUAGCUGGAUACAAGGCGAUUUCUGAGGUCACCGUUAACAAGAUCUUUGAUAGUCCAGUUGGACAAAUCGAAUUGCUCAUCGGCAACAACCUCAAUGGGACCAUCAACAUCGGAGCCGCCCUUCAACAUCCUUUGAGCCAUGGCCAGGUCUCAAUCAAUUCAUCAAACCCGAUGGAUUACCCUGUCAUCAAUCCCAACUACCUGACACACCCUGCUGACGUACAAAUUCUCCGAGAAGGCAUGAAGACCGCUCGGCGUUUGGGUGGAACUCAACCUGUAGCGGGAAAUCUGAUCGAGGAGGUAUGGCCAGGCUCCGAUGUCGAAUCUGAUAGCGAUUGGGAAAACUUCCUCCGCCAAACAGGCUACACAGAGUACCACCCAUCCUCGACCUGUGCCAUGCUGCCAUUGGAACAAGGUGGCGUGGUUGAUGCAAACCUCCGCGUCUACGGUCUAUCCAACGUCCGUGUUGCCGAUGCCAGUGUCCCGCCCAUCGCCUUUGCUGCCCAUCUCAUGGUUUCGACAUACGGCAUUGCCGAGCAGGCAAGCACCCUUAUCCGGAAGCAUUAUAAUGUCGACUCGAUUCCUAAAAACACCACAAGCUCGAUACAACCAACCAAGACCGGGUCACCCGUAAAGUCACCUGCCGCAAUUACCAGCAGCCUCAGCAGCAGCGCAGCCAGCGCAUCAAGCACCAACGGUAGUGAUGGUAGCUUCUCCAUCCAGCCUUGGACACUUCUCUUCACAAUCUCAGCCUCGCUGAUUUUUGGAUAUUUCUUGUAA